GGGGUUUUCAACGCGCGAUACACGCGGCGUAUACGCAACGCGGCCAAUAUCAGACGCCAAAAAAGACGAAAAAUUGCGCGAACUAAAUUGAGGAACCAAAAAAUAAAAUAUAUAUAUAUCUAUAAAGCCAUAAAGGAACAAAAACAACAGUAGCAGCCAAGUGGAGACCGUAGAUGAUAAAUCUUUAACGUGGAUUUUAUGCAUGUAAGCCAGCGAAAGACUCUCAGUCACGAUAUGAUGCAUGAGCCGUGAGCCAGAGAGUUUAAUAUGUAAACUCCUUCAAAGCGCUGAGUUUUCAGCAUCAAAAGUGCAGCGGCGUUAAUUUGCCCAAUAAAAUGCAACGAGCUAAGGAGAGCAACUAACGCAGCCAUAAAUAUAAUCAGCCACUGAGAGUCGGCGAGCAAUGAAACGAGUUUUUUCCCCGCAAGACAAAGGAAAAACCGGCGGGGGAAAAUCAACAGGGAAAUCUCAGCGGGCGGUGCGCCGCAUUUAGAGGCAGUGAAACUGGCAGCCAUCGGGCACAGUCCUUCCUGAGACUCUGAUCCUAAGUCUCCUGCUCCUGCCACCCGACUUCCUGCCGCCGCCUUCAUGAGCCGAGCACUUCCGCUUCUUAUCGCGGCAAUGUAAGCGCGUUUCCGUUUAGGACUCAAUCCCAGUCUCGUUUCGCAGCAUCGGGAGCGGCAUUAAACUAGCAGCUCGGCACUGGAUUACAAGUAAAUUGGAAAGGAUUUAAAGAUGAGCCUGCUGCGCCUGCUUGGUGCCCUCCUGUUGGCCACAUUCAAUGGAAUGGCACCUGUGCCCGCGGAGGGAUUGCACCUGUCGAACCUCUCCGUUCCGCGCAUUAUCGACGUGGCCCAGAAGGCGAAGCUCUUCUGCAGCUACGCGAUGGGCAAUCGGACGCUGAACUCUGUCAAAUGGUACAAGGAUGGCCAGGAGUUUUUCAGAUACUCGCCGCUAACGCCGCCGACAACAAAUUGGUUCCCCGUUACAGGUGUCACCAUCGCCGACGGUUCGCCGCAUUGCAAUCAAUUCAUCUGCAACGUGGAGCUGGAGAAGCUCAGCGCCCACUCCUCGGGGCAAUACAGGUGCGAGGUGUCCGGCGAUGCGCCCGAGUUCAAGCUGAUCGAUCAGACGGCCAAUAUGACAGUCGGAGUGCUACCCAAAUUCGAUCCAUUUAUCUCGGGCGUUCGACAUGCCUACAAAUAUCACGACUAUCUGAUUGCAAACUGUAGUUCAGAAAUGUCCAGUCCGAUGCCCAAGUUGAUGUGGUAUAUCAACAACAAAACGGCACCUGGGCACAGCUUGCAGCCGCAAAUCAACGAAGUCUCACGCAACACCGACGGCUUUCACCUGUUCGCCAGCCACCUGCAGUUGCGCCUCCACCUGGACGACCAGCGGUUCAUCAGCAAGAGCGAGAUGCUGGAGCUCCGGUGCACGGCGGACAUCAUGGGUCUGGCGGCGGUGCGGAGGGAGAGCCGGGUAAGGACCACCAUCCUGGCGCUCAAGGACGCCGGCACCAAGCAGCGGCUCACCGAGAACGGCUCCUGCAUCACCGGACAACCAGCUUCUCUGGCUGCCUGGCUUCUGAGCCUUGUCCACAUUCUGCGCUGGCAUAGCUCCCAAAGUUAGUGGCUGGCAUUGACGGGGGCUUUAUUUGUGGCCUAAGUUUCCAGGACUCGUCUCCAAGUGCACACAUUCUUCAACCAAAAAAAAAUUGAGACAGACACGGGCGCCAAAUAAAUUGGGUGAUUCGCACCAUUUCGAGCCAAAUAAAAAAGUUAACAAGCCAAGGCAGCAACAGUUGAAUUUGUACAUAGUCGAAAUCGAAUUAGUCUAGGUCCGUGCAGGAAGCCCAGCCAUUUCCUACAUAAGUGUAAUGAAACAUUUAUUAUGUGUUAUGUGUGAACAAGCCAUCGGAAAUGCGAAACCGAAAAAUCAACACAAAUGGAAAACUAUGAAACGUAAAUUAUUAUAUAGGUAUCUAAACGUAAAAUUUGCUACCAAAUACGAAUAUAUGUCAGAAUUAUUUCAAUAGAGGAGGGCAAUUCGAAUAUCAACAAAUUUACACAUGAAUAUUUGAGCACAGAAAAAGGAACACACACAAUCAAUGGCAAGUAAACUUAAUUAUUGUAUGUGAACUGUUAAUUGUAUUAAACGAUGUAUGGGA
This is a messenger RNA of Drosophila rhopaloa, 2167 nucleotides long. RefSeq lists its product as uncharacterized. The coding region runs from base 736 to 1629 and encodes 297 amino acids. The transcript has 7 exons. The record is from RefSeq and is a predicted model, not a curated record. NCBI's taxonomy places the organism in Eukaryota, Metazoa, Arthropoda, Insecta, Diptera, Drosophilidae.